This is a messenger RNA of Pollicipes pollicipes, 2244 nucleotides long. Its product is annotated as vacuolar protein sorting-associated protein 8 homolog. The transcript is spliced from 19 exons. Gene Ontology annotation, biological process: protein targeting to vacuole; endosomal vesicle fusion. The record is from RefSeq and is a predicted model, not a curated record. Gene Ontology annotation, cellular component: HOPS complex; late endosome. Bases 1 to 2244 code for a protein of 747 amino acids. Lineage: Eukaryota; Metazoa; Arthropoda; Thecostraca; Pollicipedomorpha; Pollicipedidae.
AUGUGUGACGGCCGUGUGCCCGGGUGCGUGACGGCCGUGUGCCCGCCGGGGCGAGGUGGUGACUGUCGGAGCCGCUGCCCGCCGCCGACCACCCCACCCACGCGCUUCAACCAGCACAUGCUGGUCGCUAUGGCGACCAUGUCUAAGGUGAUCGUGGUCAGUGUGCGGCCGCAACUGCGCGUGCUGUUCACCCACCCGCUGGAGGCCGGACCGUUGCAUGUACCGCUGCUCGACUGGCAGUUCGUCGUCAUCCGGGUCAGCAGCGGCGUCAACAUGGUCGACCCCGUGCUCACCUUCGCCAGGAAGUCUACUGUGUACUUCUACCAGGUGUGCUGUCCGGCGGAGCGGGUCAAGUUCGUGCCGCUGCAGUGGGUGGAGUUCCCGUUCUUCGUCCAGAACCUGCACUGGAUCAGCUCGCGCACGCUGGCGCUGAUCGACGGCCAGGAGAAACUGCACCUGUGGGACGUGCGCGGACAGCAGCAGCUCGAGGCUGUGGCCGGCGAGAAGGCCUGCUUCGAGUCGUGCGCCGUCUCCAGCGGCCAGCUGCUGCUGCUCGGCACGCGCGGCGUGCACGUGGUGACGCUGCGCACGUGGCUGGAGCGGCUGGAGUCGCACGUGCGCGCCGGCGAGUUCGCGGCGGCACUCCGGCUGGCGUGGGGCAUGUACACCGAGCAGAGUCCGGCGGCGACCGGCGCGCGCGCCGCCUCCGGUCGCCGACAGGCCAUCAUCAAAGAGCGGAUGCUGUCGCUGGUGGACGAGUGGCUGCUCUUCUGUCUGGCCGCCGACCAGCGGGAUCAGUCGCUGACCCAGGCCCUGCCCACCUGUGUGCAGUACCUGCUCGACCUGGACGAAAGUGCGGUGCUGUUCGGCCGUGUUGUGGGUCUGCUGGAGCCAGAACCGGCCGCGUAUCAGCUGUUGCUGGAGCAGCUGGUGACGCACCUGGAGCACCAGGACCAGCUGCAGGUGCGUGGCGCCCCGUCGCUCGUGUGCGGUGUGUGCUGGACCCGCGCCAGACGGCGUGAGCGGGGGUGUGGCGGUGGACUGCGGCCAGCCGGCGGCGCGGCGGGCGUGAUCACGCCGCUGCGCUCAGCGCUGGAGGAGUGUCUGGUGCGGGUGGAGCUCGGGUCGCUGGACAUACACCAGGUGCUGCCGCUGUGCUGGCGGCGCGGCCUCUACGACGCCAUCAUCCGGAUCCACACGGCCGGCAUGGGCGCCCCUCUGAUGGACGGCCAGGCGCAGCUGGGCAACAAGCUGCUGGUGUACAUCUCGAGCUGCCUGGCGGGCCGCGGCUACCCAGCCGGCCAGAUCCCGGCCGAGCGCGUGCACGACGUCAAGCUGGCCGUGCUCAGUGCGCUCACGGCCGUCCACUCAAAGAACGCGGCCGACGCCGAGCCGACGCUGCUGACGUUCGACACCCGCGAGUUCCUGAACGUGCUGUCGCUGUCGUUUGAGGAGGAUGUGUUCACAUCGGAGCUGGGCAUGCGCCAGCGCCAGCGCAUCGUCGACAUCCUGCUGACCCUGAUGGUGGACCGGGAGGAAUACUCGCCCUCGCAGCUGGGCUCCCUCUUCACCUUCAUCGCUCGCCAGAUGGCGCUGCCCAACAGCACCGUGUCCGUGUCGCGCGAUCUCUUCGAUAAGGUGGUGGACCACCUGACAGUGCCGGGCGACACGGCGCACCACGAGGAGCGUCAGCAGGCCCUCUGCGAGCUCAUCUCCACCGGCGUGCUGGAGCACUACGACACCGAGCGGCUGGCACAGCUGGCCGAAAAGGCCAAAUUCGCCUCCGUGGCGCUCAGCCUGCUGACGCGCUCCGUGGCGCUCAGCCUGCUGACGGAGCUGGUGAAGAUCGACGUGGCGGCCACGGCCACGCUCUUCACCACCUGUCUGUCGCGACACCUGGAGGCGGCCGUCCAGACGCUGGCUCCGUGGCCUCAGCAGCAGUACCGCUUCCUCGGCGCCGUCCUGCAGCAGAGUUCCAGUGUGGUGCUGCCCGCCUCCGUGCACCGGCGGCAUCUGGACCUGAUGUGCCAGCUCGACCAGGACCAGGUGGUCCAGUUUCUCAGCAGCCAGGACGUGCUUGAUGUCGAACAGUACCUGCAGAUUUGUCAGAAGGCGGGCAACAAAGAGGGGGAGGCCUACCUGCUGGACCUGAAAGGCGACACUGUGGCCGCCUUGGGGGCUCUGGUGGACGGCCUGGACGGCCUCGGACAGGUGCGUCCCCGCCGCCAGUGGUCCGGCAGGUGA